AUGUCACUGUUCUCAAAGCUUUCCAAGAGUAGCGAAAAGACGCUUUAUCCCUGGUCGCAGAAGAAAUUGGGCGGCAGUAAUAGUGCUCUUCCAAGAGCGGGCCAUGCUGCUGCUGCCAUCUCACCAGAUGCUGUUGUUAUCUAUGGCGGCGUUCACCGAGCAAGUACCAAGAAGGAACUAUUUUACAUUGAUACCAACAACUUGUCUGCCGCCAGCAUCAAUGCUGUUGGAGAUAUACCAAGCUCUAGAAUAUCACCCACGAUUGUCGCUAUGAACAAUCAUAUUAUGCUUUAUGGAGGUAAACCGAUCGUACCUGAGGAAAAUUAUGAUGGAGGAUUUUACAUUUUAAAUCUGAAUACCAAGCAGUGGAAUCACAUUCAGUUGGAAGGAAAUCAACCUGCAGCGAGAUGGGGACACAGUGCAGUAUCAAGCGAUGGCAUCAUGUAUAUUUGGGGUGGUCAACAAGAGGGCAACUACUUUAACGACUUGUUCAUGUUCAACUCCAGUACAUUUAAUUCAGUGCCUAGAUGGGAGCAGCUAAACUACAACAAUGAAUGUCCUGAACCUCGAUCAGGUCAUAUCAGUGCAAUUUAUGAAAACAAGUUAUACAUUUUUGGAGGCACUGAUGGACAUGUCUUGUUCAACGAUAUUUGGUCAUUCGAUUUACACACCAGAUUAUGGCUGAAAAUCGAAGCAGAUGGGUUCUUACCUUCUGCCAGGGAGAGCUGUGCUUCUGCCAUGGUUGAAGAUGUGAUUUACAUUAUUGGCGGAAAGGGCGAAAAUGGAGUCGAAUUAAACGAUCUAUGCGCCUAUAAAAUCAAAAGUCGUCGAUGGUUUAAAUUCCAAAAUAUGGGGCCAUCACCUUCGCCUCGCCAUGGACUGACCAUGACAACAGUCGGUCAUCGUUUGAUUGUGCUUGGUGGUGAUAAUGAAACAUCUAAAAUGGAGGAUUCUUCUUCGAUCUUUAUAUUAGACAGUACUAAAAUCAAAUACCCCACAGAUACCCCUCAACAACAGCAAUCCAUGGAUUCGACAAAUAGCGAAAGAAUGUAUCAGCAGCAACAGCAACAGCAACAGCAACAGCAACAGCAGCAACAGCAACAUCAGCAACAUCAGCAACAUCAGCAACAGCAGCAUCAACAGCAUCAACAGCAUCAACAGGCAUUUGAUUCUGCUUCUAUUGAUAGCAUGAAUGGCUAUGCUCAUCAAUCGCCUCAACAGCAACACUCUCCACAACAAUAUCAACCCCAGUAUCAACCGCAACUACAGCAACAAGGAGGAGGAGGAGGACAGGUACCUCAACAACCUCAACAGCAGGGAUCUUACUCGCCGCAACAACAACAUCAAACCAUCCAAAAGCCUCAUCCAGAUCAAAGACAGACACAAAGAUUGAAUCCACCUAGCUCACCACUGCAACAGCUGCAACCCCGUUCUCUCGUCGGUGCUGUCAUGAAUGCCAACGCUGCCUAUACAGAGGUCGAUGCCACCAUAAAGUACCCUGACGUUCAACCAUCACCUACUAAUAGUAGCCCUACUAGCGCAACUUCUCGGCACCGCUCUUACUAUCCAGAUCAGCAAAGCAAUGGCCAGCCACCUGUGCGACCACCUAGACACAUUUCAACGGUGCCUGAAGCAGCCCUUCGUCGUCCUCGUGCCACUUCUCCAUUGCCACAAUCCGAAGCUGACAUUGCUGCAGAUAUUCGUCGUCAAUACCAGUCGAAUGCUUCGCCUACAUCACCGACAUCGACUGAAGGCAACGAUCUCUUGAUGCCUCGUAGUAGUCCAAUGCAAACAAGCAUUUUAGCCGCUACUGAAGAUCAUGCGUUUGUCGAUCCCAUGGUUCAACAACAGCAGCAACAGCACCAGCAGAGGAUGUUGGCUCAACAGCAACAGCAGCAGCAAGCAAGUCGCUCAUCACCUAGUGGACCUUUGGCUCCUCCUCCACGUCCUCCACGUGAGGGUGUAGGCUUGGGCAAUACUCAACGAAACACCAUGGUGGUACCUAGCGUGUCUUCAGACACAUCAGUGCAUCACACUAUGGGAGAUCAUGAAGAGCCAUUAAGGCCAAAAUCUCAUAUGCCUCCUCGCAACCAAUCAGUGCCCCCAAGCCAGCCUCAACCCCAACCACCACAGCCUCAUCCUCCUAUGGACAUGCAACAUACUCAGCCACAAUACACUGCACAAGCAUCUCCUGUGUCUUUACAACAACCUGAACAGAUACCCGAGCGCUCACCCAGUCGUCAAGUGAUACCCACCACAUCUUCACCCUCUCCUCGUCCAAACAAAUCACAGCAAGAUCACGCCAAAUUACAGCAAGAACAUGCUGCUGCCACAGCCGCUGCAAACGAAGAACGCCAAGCACUGUUAAGAGAGAUCCAAGCACGAGAUGCCAUUAUCAGUGAAAUGAAAAAGAAGGAAAACUGGUGGCGCACAGAAGUAUCUUUGGCACGCAAACAACGCAUCAAGAGUGAUACAUUCGAUGAUGGACCUGACGCUGAUGAGGCACUUUUGAUGGAUGUUGAUCAUUUGUCAGAAGACAAGGUCAAGAUCUUUGAGCAACUUGUAGCUGUCAAAUCAGAACUAAGACGGGUGAGAACAAGCAUCUUUCAGCAAGCACAGCCCAUGUCUGAGAAGGUGGGCCAAGCGGACCGUAUGCGUACUGCUGCUUUACAAGAGGCUGCCUAUUUCAAAAGUAAAUAUUUAGCUCUCAAGGCGCGUCGUCAAGAAGACUUGGAGAAUGUGGAAUUAAGUCGUUGUGAUACGCUGGAGAAACGAUUAGCUGCUGCUUUAACAGAGAACGAAACCAAUGGUAAAUUGCUACAACAACUUCAAAAGAAAUCGCAACACGAUCAAAGUGCUCGUCAAGCCACAGAGGAGCGUGCUCAUGAAGCUCAGGCGAGAGCAGAGGAAGCUCAGCAAGCACAUCAACGUGCUUUGGAAGAACUGCAGACUGUGUACGCUAGAGCCACCAAGGCCGAGGUGCAGGUCCGUGACAAUGCUGUCAAGAUUGCAGACUUGACCCAACAAUUAAGCGAUGCGCUGACCGCUCAACCCGUGGUCAAGAGUCAAGAGCUAACUGAAGCACAAUUGAAGGCGUCUCAAUUAGAAGCAGCAAAUCUCAAGGCUCGCAACGAGGCAGCCACAUUGAAGCAAAAGCUGGCCGAAAACAUGGAUGAUAUUGCUCGACUGCGUACGCUUCUGCAUGAACGUGAAGACUCAUUGACCGAAGCUAAAAUCCAUGUGGAGGAUUGCGAAAUCCAGUUGGGUAUGAUGAGAGAAGCCAUGAACCAACAGCAGCAGCAGCAACAACAACACCAGCAAAAGACCUCUUCUACUGUGAAUAAUACAGGAUUUGCACCAACCAGAGCUUAUUAA
Messenger RNA from Mucor velutinosus, 3375 nucleotides. RefSeq lists its product as uncharacterized. The coding region runs from base 1 to 3375 and encodes 1124 amino acids. Gene Ontology annotation, molecular function: protein binding. Lineage: Eukaryota; Fungi; Mucoromycota; Mucoromycetes; Mucorales; Mucoraceae. The transcript has 8 exons. The record is from RefSeq and is a predicted model, not a curated record.